Molecule: messenger RNA, 1518 nt
Organism: Mesorhabditis belari
Lineage: Eukaryota; Metazoa; Nematoda; Chromadorea; Rhabditida; Rhabditidae
Source: the annotation of a GenBank genome assembly
AUGAAGCCCUCGAAAUCAAUGGUUGAUCGCGAAAGACCAGCCUCUGCUCACUACCCAUUCGCCACUCAACCCCGAGUAGCAAAAGUGAUGAUAGCGACAAAGAUCGGAAUCGCCGAAUCGCUUAACUUACUCAAAGUGAACAAAGAUUGUCGAGACUAUAUUCGUCUGCGUGGGCCACUUCACAAAAAGGAAUUCGAAGUGAAUGAUUGUGCCAUCGAUUUCGCGUUGAUCCAAACAGACUGGGAGUUCAUCUUUGGAUUACGACAAAGAAAUAGCGAUCGACAGUUCUGUUUCAAAUAUCGUCACCCAUAUUGGCAUAUCGCUGACAACGCGGCAGAGGGUUUCCAUGAUUAUCGUCGAUAUGUAUACCUGAAGGACGGGAAACAAAAGCUUUUCAACAUUUUCCAAAGUAUUCACUCAUGCAAAUUGUUGAAGUUGAGAGGUUGGGCACGAUGGCGACCCGGGGGAAUGCAGUGGAGACUCUCUGAACCGCUACGAAAAGAUUUCAUCAAAAAUUUCCCAAUCAAGAUGAAAAUCGUGAAAGAAUAUCGGCUAGAGAAAUUGCAAGACUACUCAAUGGAACUUUUUGAGAAAGCCACUGAAAUGAUUUCCCCAGGAGCCGAUGUUUUUGACAUAAGAUUUGGUAUUCACGAGAUCGGUGAUGAGAUUAGUAAAAUGGAAUCACCAAAAAUCGAUGAGAUUCUCGAAAAAUUGAAAUACAUCACGACCUAUCUGAAUACGUGGAUAGCCGUAAAGCUUCGCGGUCUCCACUCGAUGACUUGGAUCUAUAUGGGAAUCCAGAACUAUUUCCCGCCGUAUCGCCUUUGCUACGCGUACCAAUUUGCCUCGUUUUACAUAGAAAAUGGAGCACUGAUCUUGCUGCAUUUGAAUCGAUUCACUGCGAUUUGGCUGCCAAUCAAGCAUAUCAAAAUUUGGAAUCUGCGAAACAUAGCCUAUGCAGGAAUUCUCAUUUAUCUGAUUGGUUUCUCGAUUUGCUAUUCCGAUUUCUAUAUUGGUCCGCUUUAUGUAGAAGUGAAUGGGCUAGCUGUAGACAAUCCAGCACUAAUGCCAGAAUUCUGGCUAUCCGCUGCGUUGAUGGGCCCGCUUGGGCACACGUUCCCAUGGAUUGCGCUCGCGUUGGAUCUGUUGACACUCGGAAAGAUUCUCUAUUUGAGGAUUAUGGGGAGACAAACAAACGGAGUUUUGGUGGAGAUCAACUUGUUCUUGAUUUGCCUCAGCACUUUCGUCGUUCAACUGACAUUAAUGUUGUACUUUGAUCGUGCUUUCAGCCUUUGGAAUACCCCAGAGAUGUCGCUUUUAAUGCUAAGUGUUGUGAUUGAUUUGUUCACAUUGAGCGAAGCGUACAUUGGAUUGGCGUUGAAUCGAACACUGCGCCAAAAAUUGUUUGCCAUGCUUUUUGGGAAGAAAAGAAAUGGUGGAAAAGUAUCGGAAACGACGAGCGCUUUUCAGCGAUCGAACAAAGAGACAAAACAAUUCUCGCAGAGUGUAGUAAAGUUU